Messenger RNA from Linnemannia hyalina, 1305 nucleotides. The record is from the annotation of a GenBank genome assembly. Lineage: Eukaryota; Fungi; Mortierellomycota; Mortierellomycetes; Mortierellales; Mortierellaceae.
AUGAAACUGUACUUUGGCAUCUCGGCUGCUAUCCUCUUGGCUGUGACCCAAGCUGCGGCGCUCUCGAAACCCGAUGAGAUGUUCAAACGUUCAAUGGCCCGGUGCGACCGUCGACGAUGGGUCGGUGGGGUCACGCGUUACGGAAAUAUGGCCUCUCACAACGGCAUUCUCAACAUCAUCGUCUCAAUUCAGGAGGAGGAGGAGGAGGAGGAGGGCCGCGAGGACGGCAGCGCGGGCUACUACGGGACAGUCAUGAUAGGAACACCACCGCAAGCAUUCAAAAUCGACUUUGACACGGGCUCCUCCCAAUUCAUUGUCUCCUCCAAAGACUGCACCCAAUGUUCCGGCACAACCUACUACGACUCUUCCGCCUCCCACACCUUCCGAGCCGACGGAAAACCCUGGACAAUCACCUACGGCGACCAAUCCUAUGCCUCCGGAUUUCUCGGCCAUGACCAAAUCCUUCUCGAUAACAUCCAUAUCAAGAACCAACAGCUUGCACUUGUUACAAGUGAGAGUGCAGGGUUUGAUGAUACGAUUGAUGGGAUUAUGGGGUUGGCGUUUGGGAAGUUGUCGAAGACUGUUGGCGGGACGAGGACAGUGUUUGAGAAUAUGAUGGAUCAAGGGUUGAUCGAGAGGGGGGUUUUUGCGUUCUAUUUGGGUAAAGCUAGUCGUGGGGGUGGAGGGGAGGUUAUAUUUGGGGGGAUGGACUUGAGUAGGGUGGAGGAAGGUGAGAAGGUGACUUGGACGGACGUGACGAAGCCAAAGUAUUGGCAGAUUGAUGUUGAGGGUGUGUUUGUAGAUGGGGAGGCUAUUGCGCUUGGUGGGAAGGGUGCGAAGAGGAAGGGGAAGAAGGGAGGGAGGAAGAUGGAGGCGAUUAUGGAUACAGGAACAACACUCGUGAUCGUCCCCGAGGCCCUCGCAAAGUCCAUCCACCACAAGAUCCCAGGUGCCCAAGACCUUGGCGCCUCCUGGACCCUCCCCUGCGAUCUCGCCGUCUCCCCCAUCUACUCCGCCUCCAAAGUCGAACUCCAAAUCUCCAACAAGCGAUUCGGAAUUCCGUUCGAAGACCUUGUCCGAGAAGAGACCGAUACUCCUGGAGUAUGUUAUUCAGGGAUUCAAUCGAGUACGGCCGAGUUUAUAAUUAUUGGGGAUGUAUUUAUUAAGAACAAUUAUGUGGUGUUUGAUCAGGAGAGGCGGAAGGUUGGGAUUGCGCCGCUGAAGAUUAAGCCCAGGCCGGAGCCAGAGUCGUUUGUUGAGGCUGGGGCGCAGAGUGCUGGAGGAGUUGAUGGCAAGGAAGGAUAA